UCUCCUCAUUUAUUGCUCAAACUAUUGUACCACUCAACAGUUUUCCAAGACAGCCUCCUUCUCACUGCUCUCUCUCCUGACCAAGAACUUCCAUCUUCUCUCUCUAAAGCUCUCAAUUUCGACCUCUUCUUGCUCCGAAACAUACAUUUUUCUUGAGUGACAUAUUGGAUCAUAAAGUUUGCAGCUUUUGCAACAGGGGUAGCUCAUGGGAUCUUAAUUUCAAGUGGGCUGUGUGCACGCUUAUCCUAUGGAUGCUGUGAGGCUCGCCCCCUAAAGCUCCAAGUGUGAACAUAGAUUUCUGCAGGGACAAACUUAUGUUUAGAGAGGAAGCAUGUGAUAUUGCUUGUUCUUGCUUUCAAGUUUCACUUUAGGAACAUCAAGUUUUAUGUGAUAUCCACUUGCCGGGUAUGGGGAUUGAGAAACAAGGCUCCAAAGGUGGAAAUUAUGUUGGUGGCUUCCUCCAGAUGUUUGAUUGGAAUGCUAAAUCUCGAAAGAAGUUGUUCUCAAGCAAGUCAGAUAUACCAGAGCAAUCCAAACAGAAGAAAAGAUGCGAUGGAAAUUUGCCAACGACCAGGCUACAAAUGCUGGAUGAGGAUGAAAGUGCAGCUGGAUCAAGUGUUAAAGGAAGUAGUGAUUUCAGUUGUGCUUCGUCAGUCAUUGAUGAGGACUUCUGUGGGACGAAGGCCCCUAGUGUUGUUGCAAGACUUAUGGGAUUGGAUUCCUUGCCGAAAUCUAAUAUGCGUGAGGCCUAUUCUACUCCACUUUUUGAUUCUCAAUCUCUUCGUGACUCUUAUUACCGAAGUAAAGGUCUUGAAUAUUAUCAAGAUCAAAUCAUGCACUCCAGCAGUCUGCAAGAUGUAUCCAUUCGAAUUGAUACAGAGCCAAAAUAUCCGAAUGUCAAACACAGGCCAAUUGAGAAGUUUCAAACUGAAAUUUUGCCACCUAAAUCAGCUAAGUCGAUUCCAAUUACCCACCACAAACUUCUAUCUCCCAUAAAAAGUGGUAGUUUUAUCCCAUCUAAGGAUGCUGCUCACAUAAUGGAAGCAGCUGCAAGAAUCAUUGAGCCAGGACCUCAGGCAAGUACAAAAGCAAAGCUGCCUCCAGUUGGAUCUUCAGUUCCACUAAGGGUAAGAGAUUUGAAAGAGAAGGUCCAAGCAUCUGGAAAACAAUCAAAGCUUUUUGAAGGGUCUCAAAGAAAAACUGAAUCUAGAGCGAUCAAGAACCUUAGUGGACAUUCAAUGAACAGAAGCUGGAACAGAUCAGCGGAUGCAGCAUCAGUAAGGGUUCUUCAAGAUUCGGAAGAAUCUUCUGUCAGUGUGAAGAGUAAAGGAAAAUCCAUUUCACUUGCAUUACAGGCAAAGGCCAAUGUUCAGAAAAGAGAAGGCCUGAAUGUGAAUGGCAGUAGAAGCUUGGUCAGCCAGAAAGAACCAACCGAGCUCAGCCCUGGUCAGCUGUUUAAAAGUCAAUCAACAACACAGAAGAGUGUGCUCAAGAAACAAUCUUCACAAAAUGGUUCAAGUGUGCUCCGCCAGAACAAUCAGAAGCAGAAUUGCAUUGUUGAUAGAGGAAAACUUCCUCUGAAAUGCAGCUCAAAAGGUGCUAAAACUCUCAAUGGAGAACCUUCUUCUGCAAGGCAACGGAGUUCUAGUAAACUUGCCGGGACCUCUAAAGUUAGUUCCAGGAAGUUGGGCUCAGAGGUUAAAGAUGAAAAAAGGGAAGCACUAUCUUCUAGCUCAGAAAGACUUACUCGUAAGAAACGGUCUAUAGAUGGGAAUUACCACUCAGAGAAAAGCCAAGCGGCUCAUAACAUGGGGGUUGAUAAAAAUGGGAAAGCCGUCCAAUCUAGUGCUAUUAUGGAUAGGCAGAGCAGUUGGGAUCAAGAUAGUGGAAGGACGGGCACAGAUGUUAUUUCUUUUACAUUCACUGCUCCAAUGACACGAUCAGGAUCGGGUUCUGGGAGAUCUACAGAGCCGGGGGAGAACUAUAAUGUCUUCUCAUCAGGCUCUCAAAGUAAAAGAGCCCUCCUGAGUUUAGAUGGGUCAAGUGCUUCAAAAUUUUCUAUGGGACAUAAUAUCAGGGGAGGUGAUGCAUUGAGCACUCUUUUGGAGCAAAAACUAAAAGAAUUGGCUCAUAAGGUAGAGUUUUCUCAGCAGAAGUUGGGGAUGAUUUCACAUGAUUCAGUACCUGGUCAGAUGGCCAUAAUGAGUUCAACCGCACAAGAAGCAAAUAAAACCCAAGCUGGAAUGCAGACAGAUAAUCAGGUGGUGCUGGAAGACAUGAGCACGAGUGACAGCAACAUAUCUCAAGCCAGAAAGUUACUUGAUUGUCGACUUCCAAGUCCAGUUUCAGUUCUAGAGCAUUCUUCUUUUGCAGACAGUUGGAAUUCUUCAGACUCUGCAGACAGUAAUAGCAUGGGAGUUGUAGGUGGCAAGCAAUGUUCAUCAGUGCAAGCUCAGGAAGUGCUCGAUACGUAUUCCUUGAAGAUGUUUCUUCCAAUUGAAGCAGAUGCUGAGUUAUCAGACUCGGCUUCUUCAACUUCUAUUGGGACUGUGGCAAAACGGCAAGAAACUGCCUUAACCUUGACUGCAAAUGGGAAGCUUGGAAGGUGGGAGCUACAGUAUGUCAAUGAGAUACUAUGCAGUAUAGAACUGAUGUUUAAGGAUUAUGCUUUGGGCCAUGCACGUGAGAUCAUAAAUCCUCGUCUUUUUGAUCAAUUGGGAAGUUGGAACCGGCAUUUGAAUGAUGGCAGAGUCAUUUCAAGAACAAACCAAAGGGUUCUGUUCGAUUGCGUCAGUGAGUGCUUGGAACUGAGGUGCAGAAAGUAUGUCAGUGGAGGAUGCACAUUAUGGGCUAAGGGUCUAUCAAUGGUUAGAAGAAAGGAGAGAUUAGCUGAAGAAGUCUACAAAGAAAUUUCGGGUUGGAGUGGCAUUGGAGAUGCUAUGAUAGAUGAACUAGUAGAUAAGGACAUGAGCAACCAAUAUGGAAGAUGGCUUGACUUUGAUACCGAAGCAUUUGAACUUGGGAUACAGAUCGAGUCCCGCAUUCUUAAUUCUUUGAUAGAUGAAGUGGUAGCUGAUAUGUUAGUGCUUUAACAGCUUAAACUGAAACCAUACUUCACCUCCAUUGUAAGUUAUUCACCUCCAAGACAGUUUCCAAAGCUUUUUCCCAAUUUUUGGCUUCUCUCUCCCCUUUACUUUACUGCAAAAUCUUCAAUAUAGUGCCAAUAUUGCGUCUA
This is a messenger RNA of Sesamum indicum (sesame), 3235 nucleotides long. RefSeq lists its product as uncharacterized. The record is from RefSeq and is a predicted model, not a curated record. Lineage: Eukaryota; Viridiplantae; Streptophyta; Magnoliopsida; Lamiales; Pedaliaceae.